Molecule: messenger RNA, 726 nt
Organism: Leptonychotes weddellii (Weddell seal)
Lineage: Eukaryota; Metazoa; Chordata; Mammalia; Carnivora; Phocidae
Source: RefSeq, a predicted model, not a curated record
CAUUUUGUUCUCUUUUUAGAUCAACGUCCGAGUUACCACCAUGGAUGCGGAGCUGGAGUUCGCCAUCCAGCCAAAUACAACAGGAAAACAGCUUUUUGAUCAGGUGGUUAAGACCAUCGGCCUUCGGGAAGUGUGGUACUUUGGCCUCCAGUAUGUGGAUAAUAAAGGAUUUCCUACCUGGUUGAAACUUGAUAAAAAGGUGUCGGCACAGGAGGUCAGAAAGGAGAACCCUCUUCAGUUCAAGUUCCGGGCCAAGUUCUACCCCGAAGAUGUGUCUGAGGAGCUCAUCCAGGACAUCACGCAAAAGCUUUUCUUCCUCCAAGUGAAGGAGGGAAUUCUCAGCGAUGAGAUUUACUGCCCUCCUGAGACGGCGGUGCUCCUGGGCUCCUAUGCAGUGCAGGCCAAGUUUGGAGACUAUAACAAAGAAACGCACAAGUCAGGGUACCUCAGCUCUGAGCGGCUGAUCCCCCAAAGAGUCAUGGACCAGCACAAGCUCACCAGGGACCAGUGGGAGGACCGGAUCCAGGUGUGGCACGCCGAGCACCGCGGGAUGCUCAAGGACAGUGCCAUGUUGGAGUAUCUGAAGAUUGCUCAGGACCUGGAAAUGUAUGGAAUCAACUAUUUUGAGAUAAAAAAUAAGAAAGGAACAGACCUUUGGCUUGGAGUUGAUGCCCUCGGACUGAAUAUUUAUGAGAAAGACGAUAAGUGAGUUGAACUUUAUAAUUU